Molecule: messenger RNA, 1743 nt
Organism: Parus major (Great Tit)
Lineage: Eukaryota; Metazoa; Chordata; Aves; Passeriformes; Paridae
Gene: MRPS35
Product: mitochondrial ribosomal protein S35
Exons: 8
Coding region: 668-1561 (297 amino acids)
Biological process (GO): mitochondrial translation
Cellular component (GO): mitochondrial small ribosomal subunit
Molecular function (GO): structural constituent of ribosome
Source: RefSeq, a predicted model, not a curated record
ACCAUUCGGUUUGAGAUUUUAAUAGCAAGAAAGUGAUGAAGAGAAAAGGGUUCAUAAAGUUUUCAGAUAAGGAAAACAACAUGCGUAAUCCACAAGUUUUUAUGGAGUUGGGUUGUAAGACAUGUGAAUGAAAUAAAAGAAUCCAAACAUCCCUUCUUAAAUCUCAGUCAUUGCUUUUUGCUAAAUAUGUGCAAUCAAUGAAAUCUCUGAACUUAAACCAAAAACUUGAAAAUAAAUGCCAUCAGGCUCAUCUUUGAAAGUCUGAGGCCACAUUAUUCUGGUGGUGGUGUUUGGACAGUGGGGUUUGGAAUGUUUUAGAGUUUGAGGAGAAGGAAAAAAUGAGGACAGACUGGCAUUCAAAGAUCAGUGUUUAGUUUGAAAGUCCAGUGGUAUUUUGUGACUUCAUUCAUUCCUAGGGAUCCCUCACCACAGCUCCAGGUGAAAUCAGUGAGCUAUAAAGUAGGGCCAGGAAAAGCCCAGGCCUGAAACUGAUUAAAUUCUUUCACUUCCUUCCACCUUCUCUGGGAAUGCCCAGUGAGUGGGAUCAAGGUAUUCCCCACCCCCAGUUUAAGAAGAGAAACAAUCCAAUAUCCAAAAUGUUCAUGCAGCUCAUGUGCUGGAGAGUGGCACAGAAGACCGUGUGAAGCUGUGCUGUCAGAAGGAAAGGAUGGAGCCAUGGCACUCUCCUUUUGGGAGUUCAGUAAGGAGAAGAGGCAGGACACCACAGUUUGUAAGUCUGGCUGCACCUCCCAGGACGGAGAGGAUGGCUGUGGAUCAGGACUGGAGCAGUGUGUAUCCAACAGCAGCUGCCUUCAAACCUGCCUCUGUGCCUCUCCCAGUCCGAAUGGGUUACCCAGUGAAGAGAGGAGUGCCUCCACCAAAAGAAGGCAACCUAGAACUUAUCAAGAUUCCCAAUUUUUUGCAUCUUACUCCUCCUGCAAUUAAGAAGCACUGUGCAGCUCUUAAAGAUUUCUGCACUGAGUGGCCAAGUGCUCUGGACAGUGAUGAGAAAUGUGAACAGCAUUUUCCCAUUGAAAUUGAAACAGUAGAUUACGUUUCUUCAGGGAUUUCUAUUCGGAAUCCCAAAGCAAGAGUGGUGACCUUAAGAGUUAAACUUUCUAACCUGAAUUUGGAUGACCAUGCGAAGAAGAAGCUCAUUAAGCUCGUGGGAGAGCGGUAUUGUCGGGAGACAGAUGUACUCACAAUUACAACAGAUAGGUGUCCCUUGAGAAGACAGAACUAUGAUUACAGCAUGCACCUGCUCACAGUUCUGUACCACGAAUCCUGGAAAACUGAGAAGUGGGAGAGCGAGAAGUCUGAGGAAGACAUGGAAGAGUAUAUCUGGGAAAACAGUCACUCUCAGAAAAAUGCCUUGGACACACUGCUUCAAAUAAAAGCCUCAGAGAAUGUCAGUAAUGUCACUAAGGAGGAGCUACUGGCAUCUGAAGUGGUUAAGAAUUACAGAAACUCAGUCAUUGCACUUAAAAACAACGGCGAAACAGAAAGUAACAUGUCUCAGUACAAGGAAUCGGUGAAGAAAUUGUUGAAUAUACAAGCAUGAGAGCAGAGUCUGCAGGUAUGAUUAGGUAAUCAUUACAGAGAUGUUCAACUACUGUAUUAGUAUGUCUUAAUGAUAUGGAUGUAUAAUUAUUCAGAACCUGAAGCAAAAAAAUUAAUGAUGAGUUAAGUCCUGUCCAUUAAUCUUUUCCAUUGAAUAAAGUAUGUUUGGAUUCAUACUGGUAA